AUGAUUGACAGCUUCCUUGUGGAGCUGGACUCUUCCAACAGGCCAGGCCUGACCUACGAGCAGGUCCUUCAGGGCGACAUCUCCUCCCACAUUCUGGACAACCUGCAGGAGGACAGGGAAUACAAGGUCAUCCUCUACGCCGUGCACCCCCAGGGGCCCAGCCAGCCCGUGGCCGCCCUGGGCAGGACAGUGAAACUCCUGCCUGUGGAAAACCUCUGGCUGCAGAACGAAACCACGGACACGCUCCAGGCGAGGUGGAGCCCGGUCCGGGGAGCGACGGGAUACAGGCUCACCUGGACAUCAGCAGAGGGCAGCAUCCAGGACGUGAACCUCAGCAGCACCUACAGCCACUACAUGAUCCAGGGGCUGCAUCCCGGCGUGGAAUACACGGUCACCAUCAACCCCAUCUUCGGGAAUGUCGAGGGACCGGUGCGGAGCGGGAACGCGACGACGGUGGCCUCGAGCACCGUCCGGAUGCUGAACGUGACUGAGAUUUCCACCAACAGCCUCCUGCUCUCCUGGGAUUCCGUCGCCGGAGCCACCGGCUACAGAGUGGCUUGGGGUCCUACCCCAG
This is a messenger RNA of Pipra filicauda (Wire-tailed manakin), 574 nucleotides long. Its product is annotated as collagen alpha-1(XIV) chain-like. Gene Ontology annotation, molecular function: protein binding. The record is from RefSeq and is a predicted model, not a curated record. The annotation marks the transcript as partial. Lineage: Eukaryota; Metazoa; Chordata; Aves; Passeriformes; Pipridae. The transcript has 5 exons.